AAUUUUAACGCGUGAGAAGGCUUUACAAACGACAUUAAACAGGAUUUGGCGGAAAAUAAAUCAAAGGUAGUAUGUACGUACAGAAACAUAAACACAGUAAUGUGACGGUGUGUACACAAAAUUGCACGUUUCACGCUUGAACAAACAAGUAGAAAGCUGAAUACUGCAGACCAAAAUACUCCUUGUAGCACGCUUCAAAUUUCGAAACUUUAUAAUCGUUUACGUUUCCAAAGAGCUUUUGAAAACAUUUCAUGGCUGCUCUAUCGCCUGAUAUGACAUGUUCACCAUAAUAUGACAGCGACUUUUCUUCAGUUGGACGAUCAUAAGCAUAAUAUUUUCUAUAAAAUUCUAGUUCUUUGGUGAAAAACCGCUGGCAAGUGUGCCAAAAGUUCCGGCUGCCGCCGGUGGCUAGCUCUUAAUUUGAUCCCUGAGAAGGGUAAACCUAUCGUCAUGAAGGCCAUUAAGAUCAAUGAAACUGGAGGUUUGUCUCAAUUGAAAUACGAAGAUGUACCAAUUCCAGAACCGCAGCACAGCGAGGUUUUGAUUAAGAAUCAUACAAGUGGUGUAGAGGGUGCAGGGGUUGUAGAGAAGCUAGGACCUGGUGCUGUUGGUGUGACUGUGGAUGAUCGCGUGGCUUAUUUUCAUCUUGGUUCAGGAAGUUUUGCAGAAUACAGCACUGUUCCAGUGGAUAAACUUGUCAAAGUGCCAUCAAACAUCUCUUUUGAACAAGCUGCAACAACCAUGAUUCAGGGUAUCACUGCUCAUUACUUGGUUCACACUGUGUACCUGGUGGAACCUGGUACCAAGGUGUUGGUACAUGCAGCUGCUGGGGGAACUGGAUCCCUAAUAUGUCAAGUGGCUAAAAAUGCAGGAGGUUAUGUCAUUGGUACAACAAGCACAAAAGAAAAAGCUACCAAAGCAAAGGCUUGUGGAGCUGAUGAAGUUAUUCUGUAUUCUAAUCAAGACUUUGUCCAAGAAGUCAACAGGAUCACGGAAGGUACUGGAGUCAACGUCAUUUAUGACGGGGUUGGAAAGACAACUUUUUACAAAGGUUUUAAAUGCCUUGCAACACGAGGUACCAUGGUCCUUUUUGGUGGUGCAUCUGGUUACCCAGAAUCCCUAGAGCUCAAUCUUGUUUCAUCUGGGUCUCACAGUCUCAUUCUUCCAAAGUUAUUCGACUACAUUGCAACGCCCGAGGAGUUGUCAUGGAGAGCUAAUGAUGUGUUUGAUUGGAUCACACAAGGAAAGAUUAAAAUGGAUAAUUUUACCGUGUUUACACUUUCAGAAGCAAAGAAAGCUUUUGAAAUGCUCGAAGGCAAGAAGACAAUUGGAAAACUCUUGCUUAAACCUUGAAACUGUCUUUGAAACUAUGUGUUCUGAAUGUUAUUAGCAAGCUUUCGAUGUUAGUAGAGCCAGCCAGUCAUGUGUUUUUUCAAUUGAUUCUAGUACAUUGAUAUUUAGAUAUUUUGUGGUACUCACAAAUUGUCAUCACCUCCCGAAAUGAAAUAAAUCAUAGUGUGGACCUUUAAAA
Pocillopora damicornis (cauliflower coral) is the source of this 1531-nucleotide messenger RNA. RefSeq lists its product as uncharacterized. Gene Ontology annotation, cellular component: cytosol. The record is from RefSeq and is a predicted model, not a curated record. NCBI's taxonomy places the organism in Eukaryota, Metazoa, Cnidaria, Anthozoa, Scleractinia, Pocilloporidae. Gene Ontology annotation, molecular function: NADPH binding; mRNA 3'-UTR AU-rich region binding; quinone reductase (NADPH) activity.